GAGCCCCGUUACUGACCCAGACAUCAGACUGUGAGAGGGCUGCAAGCCACCUGCAGGAGGCUGCGACCACAACGCAACCAGAAGAGCAGAAGUCUAUUGGAGAGAUCUAAGAAAAAGACAGGAGCAGAGAAAACUACUUCAUUCUCCAGGUUCUUCUCCAGCCCUUCUUCGGCCAUCCUGUUAACUUUGAGCAGAAGACAACAGAUGAUAGAAGAAAAGAAUAGUGGAUCUUAUGAAUUGUGCUGAGAGACACUGAACCACUUGACCUCAUGGAAGCAAGUCUCCUGAACUCUCUUGAUCGAUGAUGAACGUUGCGCGCCCCUGUGCGCCGGCGCCUGUGAAUCCCUGCCAUAGCCCUCAUAUGGUGACUUCUGAUGACCUGGAAUCAACACGAGGCUGAACCAUGGUCAUUCUGCAACAGGGGGACUAUGUGUGGCUGGAUCUUAAAAGGGGCCGGGAGUUUGACGUCCCCGUGGGAGCUGUGGUCAAACUGUGCGACUCUGGACAGAUCCAGGUUCUGGAUGAUGAAGGCCGGGAGCACUGGAUUUCCCCUCAAAAUGCCACCAACAUCAAACCCAUGCACCCGACCUCCAUACAUGGGGUGGAGGAUAUGAUCCGUCUGGGUGACCUCAAUGAAGCUGGCAUCCUCCGUAACCUGCUAAUCCGCUAUAAUGAAUGCGUCAUCUACACGUAUACAGGCUCAAUACUGGUAGCAGUCAACCCUUACCAGCUGCUGCCCAUCUACACUCCAGACCAGAUCCGCCUCUACACCAAUAAGAAGAUCGGCGAGAUGCCGCCGCACAUAUUCGCCAUUGCGGACAACUGUUACUUCAACAUGCAGCGGAACAACAAGGACCAGUGCUGCAUCAUCAGCGGUGAGUCUGGAGCUGGGAAGACUGAGAGCACAAAGCUGAUUCUGCAGUUCCUCGCUGCCAUCAGCGGGCAGCACUCCUGGAUAGAGCAGCAAGUCCUAGAAGCCACGCCUAUCCUUGAAGCUUUCGGCAAUGCCAAGACAAUUCGAAAUGACAACUCCAGUCGCUUUGGGAAGUACAUAGAUAUCCACUUCAACAAGCGAGGGGCCAUCGAAGGAGCCAAAAUAGAGCAGUACCUGCUGGAGAAGUCCCGUGUGUGUCGACAGGCUCCAGAUGAGAGAAACUACCAUAUUUUCUACUGCAUGUUGAAGGGCAUGGCUCCCGAAAUGAAGUCAAAGCUGGGCCUGGGCCUCGCCACAGACUACUCCUACCUCACCAUGGGUAGCUGCACAAAGUGUGACGGUCGUGACGACCUGAGUGAUUAUUCCAGCAUCCUGUCAGCCAUGAAGGUUCUCAUGUUCACCGAGACGGAAACCUGGGAGAUUUCCAAGCUUCUGGCUGCCAUCCUGCAUAUGGGAAACCUGCGAUUCGAGGCUCGUACCUAUGAUAAUCUGGACGCCUGUGUGGUUGUGAGAUCUCCUGACCUGGUGACUGCUGCGUCGCUUAUGGAGGUGGAGCCUAAAGACGUGAUGGUGUGUUUGACGACACGAACCCUUAUCACACGUGGUGAAAGUGUUGUCACCCCUCUAAGUGUGGAGCAAGGCUUGGAUGUCAGGGAUGCCUUUGUUAAGGGGAUCUACGGGAGGUUGUUUGUCUGGAUAGUGGAUAAGAUUAAUGCUGCCAUAUACCGACCUCCUUCCUGCGAGAGUAACAUCAUCCGAAGAUCCAUCGGUUUGCUGGACAUCUUUGGCUUUGAGAACUUUAUCGUCAACAGUUUUGAGCAGCUGUGCAUCAACUUCGCCAACGAGAACCUGCAGCAGUUCUUUGUCCGCCACGUCUUUAAACUGGAGCAGGAGGAGUACAACCUGGAGGACAUCAGCUGGCAGCACAUCGAGUUCACAGACAACCAGGAUGCAUUGGACAUGAUCGCCAACAAACCCAUGAACAUCAUCUCCCUCAUAGAUGAAGAGAGCAAGUUCCCCAAGGGAACUGAUGCUACGAUGCUGUAUAAGCUCAACUCUCAGCACAAGCUCAACUCCAACUACAUUCCUCCUAAAAACAGUUACGAAACCCAGUUUGGUAUCCAACACUUUGCAGGAGUGGUGCAUUACGAGACCAGAGGCUUCCUGGAGAAAAACCGAGACAGCCUCCACACUGACAUCAUCCAGCUCGUCCACUCGUCCAAGAAUAAGUUCAUCAAGCAGAUCUUCCAGGCUGAUGUUGCCAUGGGCGUUGAGACGAGGAAGCGCUCCCCGACUCUGAGCAGUCAAUUCAAACGAUCUCUGGAGCUGCUGAUGAGGACGCUCAGCGUGUGUCAGCCGUUCUUCGUUCGCUGUAUAAAACCCAACGAACUUAAAAAACCCAUGCUGUUUGAUCGAGAGCUGUGCGUUCGUCAGCUGCGCUACUCUGGCAUGAUGGAGACCAUCCGGAUUAGGCGGGCGGGUUAUCCAAUCAGAUACACCUUUGCCGAAUUUGUGGAUCGUUACCGAGUCCUGAUGCCUGGCGUCAAACCUGCUCACAUACAGGAGGACUUACGAGGAACCUGUCAGCAAAUAGUCCAGGCCCGGCUGGGAAAACAUGAUGACUGGCAGAUUGGAAAGACUAAAAUUUUUCUAAAGGAUCACCACGACAUGCAGCUGGAGAUCGAGAGGGACAAGGCCAUCACCGACAAGGUCAUCCUUAUCCAGAAGGCUGUGCGUGGGCUUAAAGAGAGAACAAACUUCCUCAGACUGAGGGGCGCUGUGACUGUUAUUCAGAAGGUCUGGAGGGGUUACCGAUGCAGAAAGAAUUACCAAAUUAUGCAGUCCGGCUUCUUGCGCCUCCAGGCCGUCUACAGGUCGAGGAAGUAUUACCGAAGCUACCGGAUGACUCGCCUUCGCGUGACUCUCAUCCAAGCCCGUUGCCGCGGCUUCCUCAUCCGGCAGGCAUUUUGGCGGCGUCUUCGUGCCGUGUUGACCAUCCAGGCCUACACCAGGGGCAUGAUAGCCAGACGCCUCUGCCAGAGGCUCAGGGCAGAGCUGCAGCAUCGGCUGGAAGCUGAGCGCCAGCGCCUGGCCGAAGAGGAGCAGCUGCGAAACCAGAUGACAGUUCGGCGGGCAAAGGCCGAGGCCGAGAGGAAACACCAGGAGCGGCUCAUCCAGCUGGCACAGCAGCAAGAGGAGAGGGAGCGAGAGGAAAAGGAGGAGUCGAGGAGGAAGAAGGAGCUGCUGGAGCAGAUGGAGAGGGAGAAGGAGCAGCCAGUCGACCACUCGGACAUGGUUGACCGUAUGUUUGGUUUCUUGGGGAACUCUGGGCCGCUGCCCAACCAGGAUGGACAGGCACCAGCUGGUUUUGAAGAUUUGGAAAACACGCCUCGUGGUGAGGAAGCUGAAGAGGAGGUUUUGAGCGAGGCUCUCCAGUUACCUGACGAGGAAGAGGAGGAUUUGUCAGAGUAUAAAUUCUCCAAAUUUGCAGCCACCUACUUCCAGGGUGUCUCCACCCACACCUACAUCAGACGGCCACUGAAACAACCUCUGCUUUUCCACGAGGACGAAGGAGACCAGCUGGCGGCUUUAGCUGUAUGGAUCACUGUGUUGAGGUUCAUGGGCGAUCUCCCGGAGCCCAAAUGCCCGAUGGUCAUCAACGACGGCAGCGAGAAGAUCCCCGUCAUGACAAAGAUCUAUGAAACCCUCGGCAAGAGGACCUACAAGCGAGAGCUGCAGGAGCUGCAGGUGGAGGGAGAGAACAGCUCCAUAGACAGCCAGAAGAGGAACAGUGUCAGGCAUAAACUCGUGUCCCUCACCCUCAAGAGGAAGUCCAAGAUCACUGAGGAGGUCACCAGGCGGCUGACAGAGGGGGACUACAGUCUCCAGGGAAACAGCAUGUUGGAGGACCGACCCACCUCCAACCUGGAGAAACUUCACUUCAUCAUCGGCAACGGCAUCUUGCGGCCCACCCUCAGAGACGAGAUCUAUUGUCAGAUCUGCAAGCAGCUCAGCCAGAACCCGUCCAAAAGCAGCCACGCCCGCGGGUGGAUCCUGUUGUCCCUCUGCGUGGGCUGCUUUGCCCCCUCCGAGAAGUUCGUCAAAUAUCUACGGACAUUUUUGAAAAACGGUCCUCCGGGUUACGCUCCCUACUGCGAGGAGAGGUUGAGGAGGACGUUCGUCAACCGCACUCGGAUGCAGCCGCCGUCUUGGUUGGAACUGCAGGCCACAAAGUCUAAGAAGCCCAUCAUGCUGCCCGUGACAUUCAUGGACGGCACCACAAAGACACUCCUCGCAGACUCGGCCACCACAGCCAGCGAGCUGUGCAACGCACUGGCGGACAAAAUCAACCUGAAAGAUCGCUUUGGCUUCUCGCUGUACAUCGCUCUGUUUGACAAGGUGUCGUCUUUGGGCAGCGGUAACGAUCACGUCAUGGACGCCAUCUCGCAGUGUGAGCAGUACGCAAAGGAGCAGGGCGCCCAGGAGAGGAAUGCUCCCUGGAGGCUGUUCUUCAGGAAGGAGAUCUUCAGCCCCUGGCACAACCCUGCCGAGGACUACGUUGCCACAAACCUCAUUUAUCAGCAGAUCGUCCGGGGGGUGAAAUUCGGAGAGUACCGCUGUGAGAGGGAGGAGGACUUGGCAGAACUGGCCUCUCAGCAGUACUAUGUGGAUUACGGCUCCGAGGUCCUCCAGGAUCGUCUGCUCAGCCUCAUUCCGUCCUACAUCCCCGACAGAGAAAUCACCUCCACUAAGACUGCAGAGAAGUGGGUUCAGCUCAUCAUCAGCGCCCAUAAAAAGGGAGUACAAAUGAAAAGGAGGGUAAAUACGCAGAAAGUGAAGGAGGAUGUGGUGGAUUUUGCUCGUUUAAAGUGGCCUUUACUCUUCUCACGCUUCUACGAGGCCUUCAAAUUCUCUGGGCCGAGUCUGCCCAAGAAUGACGUUAUCGUAGCAGUAAACUGGACCGGAGUUUACUUUGUGGAUGAACAGGAGCAGGUCCUUCUCGAGCUCUCUUUCCCAGAGAUCACGGCUGUGUCCAGCAGCAGAGGGGGUAAACUCCAGGGACAGAGCUUCACUCUGGCCACCAUCAAAGGAGACGAGUAUACGUUCACCUCCAACAAUGCAGAGGACAUCCGCGACCUGGUGGUCACCUUCCUCGAGGGUCUAAGGAAGAGGUCCAAAUAUGUGGUGGGACUGCUGGACUGCCUGAACCCAGUAGGGGUAGAUUCCAACUUCCUGAGUUUUGCUAAAGGAGAUCUGAUCAUCUUGGAUGAACAUGACGGAGAGCAUGUGAUGAACUCUGGCUGGGCACACGGCAUCAAUGACAGGACCAAACAGAGAGGGGACUUCCCUGCUGACUGUGUCUAUGUGCUACCUACUAUCACCCGACCACAGUAUGAUAUAGUGGCUCUCGUCACCAUGACUCCCGAUCAGAGGCGCGUGUCUAUCGGUUUGUCCCAGAUUAACCUUUCGGACCAAGAGGAUAAAUCUAAGGCCUACACUCUGGAGGAGUUUUCCUAUGACUACUUCAGGCCUCCUCCAAAGAGUACUCUGAGCAGGGUGGUGAUCUCAAAAGCUCGAGGGAAGGAGCGUCUGUGGAGCUGCACCCGCGAGCCUCUCAAACAGCCUCUAUUGAAGAAAGUCCUGGCUCACGACGAGCUCUCCCAGGAGGCCUGCCUUGCCUUCAUAGCUGUGAUGAAGUAUAUGGGCGACUACCCGUCCAAACGAGUGCGUUCUGUCAACGAGCUCACCGAUCAGAUAUUCGAAGGAGCCCUGAAGGCCGAGCCGCUCAAAGACGAAAUCUUUUGCCAGAUUCUCAAACAGCUGACAGACAAUCACAUUAAGUACAGUGAGGAGAAGGGCUGGGAGCUGCUCUGGCUUUGCACUGGUUUGUUUCCUCCCAGUAACAUCCUGCUGCCUCACGUCCAGAAGUUCCUGCAAGCCAAGAAACACUAUCCUCUGGCUCCAGACUGCAUGCAGCGGCUGCAGAAAGCCUUACGAAACGGAUCGAGGAAGUACCCUCCUCACCUGGUGGAGGUGGAGGCCAUCCAGCACAAGACGACUCAAAUCUUCCACAAAGUUUACUUCCCUGAUGAUUCAGACGAGGUGUUUGAGGUGGAGUCGAGCACGAAAGCCAAAGACUUCUGCCACAACAUCUCCGGACGUCUGAUGCUCAAAUCCUCCGAGGGCUUCAGUCUCUUUGUAAAGAUCACUGACAAGGUCAUCAGCGUGCCGGACGGCGACUUCUUCUUUGACUUUGUGAGGCACCUGACUGACUGGAUCAAGAAAGCCAGACAUGUAAAAGAUGGUGUAGUGCCUUCUCUAACCUACCAGGUGUUCUUCAUGAAGAAGCUGUGGACUAAUACGCUUCCCGGAAAAGACUCCAUGGCUGAUUCCAUCUUCCACUACUACCAGGAGCUGCCGAAGUAUCUACGUGGCUACCACAAGUGUUCAAAGGAGGAGGUGCACCAGCUGGCAGCGCUGAUCUACAGGGUGAAGUUUGAGGAGGAUAAAUCCCACUUCCACAAUAUUUCCAAGAUCCUGAAGGAGCUCGUCCCCCAGGACCAGAUCAGACAUUUGUCCCCCGACGACUGGAAGCGGUCCAUCGUGUCGCUGUUCAACAAGCACUCAGGGAAGACUCGGGAAGAAGCCAAACUCUCCUUCCUCAAAAUCAUUUACAAGUGGCCCACGUUUGGUUCUGCCUUCUUCGAAGUCAAGCAAACAACUGAUCCUAAUUACCCAGAAACCCUCCUGAUAGCAAUCAACAAACAUGGAGUCAGUCUGAUUGAUCCCAAGUCUAAGGACAUCCUCAUCACUCACCCUUUCACCAAGAUCUCCAACUGGAGCAGCGGCAACACGUACUUUCACAUCACCAUCGGAAACCUGGUGCGAGGCAGCAAGCUGCUGUGUGAAACCUCCCUGGGCUACAAAAUGGACGACCUCCUGACCUCUUACAUCAGCCAGAUGCUGACGACGAUGACCAAACAGCGAACGUCCCGGGGCAGCAGCAAGUGAGCAGAAGGCUGGAAAGUCAUUGAUCCCAUUUGAUCAAAGCUGGACACAAACACCCACACCCACAACACUGUAAAAACAUGUAAACACGCUAAUGGCUGACUGUGACGCUCUAAUGUUUUCACACUAUAACAUCGGUCCUGUCUUAAAACUCACCUGCUGCCUUUAAAUUACUCUUUCCUGAUGCUGGACUUUGUGUAAUUGCAGUGAUUAGCAGUGACGUUUAUUCUUUGUGCUGUAAAGUUUGACAAGUUCAACUUUCAGUGAAACCACUUUUCACAUGUCUUGACUGAAGUGUGCAAAAAGAUUUUUAUAUUAUUAACAUCUGCACUGAAACAGCUGGGCCUGUAUUUAUAAAGUGUCACUAAGUAGGAACUUGGUCCUGCAUAGGCUGAAAGUGAUGAAUGCAACUGUUCUUGUUUAACUGUGUUAGGGGAGCACAGUUAAAUGUCUUGUUUGGCAUCAGCGAUGAACCAAUUCUUAAAACACUACAUUUAAAACCUGGAGCCAGUCAUUUUUAGUGUUUCUGUUAGAAAAGAAAUCAUCAUUUUCUGUCCUAUUAAUCUCCAUCUUAACAUGCCGGUUUCAAAUCUGAAGAAGCAUCCUGGUCACUUUUCCAUAAAGUCUCAAAGAAAUCUUGCUAUCUUGAACCUGGUGAUAUUUACGCAGAGAGGUAUGCACGAGAUUUAUGCCUGCACACUUCUUGUGUCAAAUCAACAGUUUUUAUUUUGCAGAUCUUUGAAUUGCUUCUAUUGUAUAGAUCAUAUUCUUGAUUAUAAUUCAUUAAGAAUAUAAAAUGGCAUAAAUGUUCAACUAGAAUCCUAAAGGCAUGAACAAAAUCCCAAUUUAUACA
Oreochromis aureus is the source of this 7796-nucleotide messenger RNA. RefSeq names its product myosin VIIAb (gene myo7ab). NCBI's taxonomy places the organism in Eukaryota, Metazoa, Chordata, Actinopteri, Cichliformes, Cichlidae. The transcript is spliced from 49 exons. The record is from RefSeq and is a predicted model, not a curated record. Gene Ontology annotation, molecular function: cytoskeletal motor activity; ATP binding; protein binding. Gene Ontology annotation, cellular component: cytoskeleton; myosin complex. Bases 404 to 6946 code for a protein of 2180 amino acids.